CAAACGAUGUAGAGAUAAGAAUGUCAUUGACGAGACUCGGCAAACAAGGCUGACAAAGGUUCGGCCCGCUCCAUAUUUUCGAGUCGGCAAAAUCCCAGCCUUCUCCAUCCUUACUCCCAUCCAACCAUAAACCAUACAAUAUCGGUCCUGUGCAGAUGAUAGACAUCUCACUGACCUCACAAUGGGUAAAAAUAAACGCUUAAAAGUCAAUGGUGGACGACCCAAGAAACACAAACCCACAAAACUCACUCGUCCAUCCGGAAUCGCAAAAUCAAAACCACAAUCGCAAAAACACCCCAAUUCCUCAAACACAUCAAAACCAGCUCCCAAUUCCGCACCAAAACCCAAAUACCAAAUCAAACCAACCAUCCCCUUCUCCCCAUCCGACACCAUCCUCCUGAUCGGCGAAGGCGACCUCUCCUUCGCCAGCUCCCUAAUAACCCACCACGGCUGCACUUCCCUCACAGCAACAGUCCUCGAGAGUCCCACAGAACUAAAAGAAAAAUAUCCGCAUGUGGAAGAGAAUAUACGAAUUGUGGAGGAAGGAGGCGGGUGCGUGAGAUAUGGUGUCGAUGCGGGGAAGAUGAAGCCUUGGGUUGGGACUGGGGUGGAGGGAAAGGCGGGGAGAGGGAGUGGUAUGGAUAGGAUAUUCUUUAAUUUUCCGCAUGUGGGUGGGAAGAGUACGGAUGUUAAUAGGCAGGUGAGGUAUAAUCAAGAACUCCUCGUCUCCUUCUUCGCCCGCGCUCUCCCCUCGCUGUCACCCCGCCACGGCUCAUCUAUAAUCGUCACGCUCUUUGAAGGGGAGCCCUACACGCUCUGGAACAUCCGCGACCUGGCGCGACAUUCUGGACUGGAAGUUGCGCAGAGCUUUAAGUUCCAAGCGAGUGCGUAUCCGGGAUAUAAGCAUGCUAGGACGCUUGGGGUGGUGAAGGGGAAGGGUGGGAAGGAGGGAGGUGGGUGGAGGGGUGAAGAGAGGAGUGCGAGGAGUUAUGUUUUUGUGAGGAAGGGGGAGGGGGUUGUUAUGGGUCCCGGGAAGGGAAAGAAGAGCGGGAAGAGUAGUGAUGAGGAGGAGAGUGAGGCGGAGGAGGCGCAAGAUGGUGGAGAUGGAUUGGGGAGUACGGACGAGGGUAUGGAGGAUCUUGAGAGUGGAUCUGGUGGGGAGGAAGACUCGGCUGAAGAUUGA
Messenger RNA from Cadophora gregata, 1183 nucleotides. RefSeq lists its product as uncharacterized. The coding region runs from base 182 to 1183 and encodes 333 amino acids. Gene Ontology annotation, molecular function: rRNA (uridine-N3-)-methyltransferase activity. The transcript has 2 exons. Gene Ontology annotation, cellular component: cytoplasm. The record is from RefSeq and is a predicted model, not a curated record. NCBI's taxonomy places the organism in Eukaryota, Fungi, Ascomycota, Leotiomycetes, Helotiales, Ploettnerulaceae. Gene Ontology annotation, biological process: rRNA base methylation.